AUGUCAGACCUAAGUCACCAGCAAAUUCCUAUUGGAAAGAAAUUUUAUUCAUGUAAGAAAUGUGGGGAAGCCUUUAGCCACAAACCAAAUAUCACUGACCAUGAGAAAAUCCAUAUGGAAGAGAAACCCUUUGAAUAUAAUGAAUGUGAAAAAGACCUCAGUCAGAAGGAAUGCCUCACCAAGCAUCACACUGCUCACUCUGGAGAGAAAUCCUACAAAUGUAAUGAAUGUGGAAAAUCCUUCAAUCAGAAAGAAAAUCUCAUUACCCAUCAGAAAAUUCAUACUAGUGAGAAGCCAUUUGGAUGUAAUUACUGUGAGAAAGCUUUUAUUCAGAAGUCAAGCCUCAUUAAACACCAGAAAACGCAUACUGGAGAAAAUCAUACAUGUAAAGAAUGUGGGAAAACCUACAGUGGCAAAUCAAAUCUCACAAAGCAUGAGAAAAUUCAUAUUGGAGAAAAACCUUUUAAAUGUAAUGAAUGUGGAACAGCCUUUAGCCAGAAGCAAUAUCUCAUUAAACAUCACAACAUUCAUACAGGAGACAAACCCUUUGAGUGUAAUAAAUGUGGAAAAUCCUUCUCUCAAAUUACAUCACUUUUUAUACAAGUGAGAAUUCACACAGAUGAUAAGCCUUAUGAAUGUGAGGUAUGUGGGAAAGCCAUCUCACAAAUUCCAUCUCUUACUGUGCAAACGAGAAGUCAUAGAGGUGAGAAACCCUAUGGAUGUAAUCAGUGUUGGAAAGCUUUCUCUCAAUUCUCAACUCCUGCUUUACAUGUGAGAACACAUACAGGUGAGAAGCCUUAUCAGCGUAGCAGUUGUGGGAAAGCAUUCAGCCAGAAGUCACACCACGUUAGGCAUCAGAAAAUUCAUACUUUUUUUUUUUAA
Lontra canadensis (Northern American river otter) is the source of this 882-nucleotide messenger RNA. RefSeq names its product zinc finger protein OZF-like. The record is from RefSeq and is a predicted model, not a curated record. Gene Ontology annotation, molecular function: RNA polymerase II cis-regulatory region sequence-specific DNA binding; DNA-binding transcription factor activity, RNA polymerase II-specific. Gene Ontology annotation, biological process: regulation of transcription by RNA polymerase II. NCBI's taxonomy places the organism in Eukaryota, Metazoa, Chordata, Mammalia, Carnivora, Mustelidae.